AUGACUUGGAAUGAGAAGAUGGAGGAAUCAGAAGCUAGCUCAAGCCUUGAAGAGGUAGUAGGUUUCUAUGGCAGUGGAACAUUGCAAGAUAGAGAACAGAACAAGGAAACAGUCUUCAAGCCAGAGGAUAUGUUGGAUCAUUUCACAUCAGUUCUUUAUCGGGAGAAGAUCAUUAACACUUGGAUUAAUUACACAAUGACGAGACUCUUCUUGAUGAGCAUUGGCUUCGAGAGAUUGGCCUUGACGCUCAAGAAAAAUACAACUAACGAUUCUAUUCAACAAGCUUCUUCUUCUUGGUUUUACUACUCAUCUGUAAAUGGGUUGUUUCCAUUUCCAGGACACGAGAACCCUGUGAAGCUAGCUUCUCUGAGACAUCUUAGUUUGUCCGGGUCUUUCAAUUCCGAUGAUUUCGACUCCGAUAUGUUCGAUUCCGAGCAUGAUGCUUCAGAGAGAGAGACAGAAGAUAUUAAUGAUGAUGAUGAUGGUAAACAAGUAGAUGGUGAGGAAGAUGGGAGUGACGAAGGUUCUGAUCAUGAACAAGAUGAAGUCGUCGAAGAGAGUGAUUCUUCAGAAGAUGAGGUUCCUCCAAUAAAUACAGUUGGGAAUGCCUUGAAGUGGUAUAAGGAUGAAAAACAUAUUGGUUAUGACACCACUGGGAAGAAGAUUACCAAGAAAAGGAAGCGAGACAGACUUGACUCUUUGCUUGUAGAUAAGGAUGACUCCAGGAACUGCUUGAAGAUUUAUGACGAAUAUAAUGACGAGGAAGUGGAGGUGACUAAAGAGGAGAUAUAUCCCAUUCGUAGAAUACUCAAAGCGGCAGCGCCACACGCUGACUUUGAUCCAUGUCCGCCUUAUGUUGAUUGGUUCAAAUGGCAUGAUGCAAAACAUCCACUCUCAAGUGCACCAGAACCCAAGCGAAGGCGCAUCCGUUCAAAAUGGGAGGCUAAAAUUAUUGUUAAGAUCGUUAGAGCAAUCCGGAAGGGGUGGAUCAAGUUUGGUAAGCCUGAAGAAGAGCCCAAGUUGUAUCUCUUAUGGCAUAAUGAUGAUUCAACUUCAGAUCAAAAGAGCAAGCAAUUAAUUUAUACUCCUCCACCGAAACAGAAAUUGCCAGGACACGAGGAAUCAUACAAUCCUUCUUUGGAAUACAUUCCAACAGAGAAAGAUAUAGCCUUAUCUAAAUUGAUGUGCGACACUACAGGAAAAUGA
Messenger RNA from Camelina sativa (false flax), 1206 nucleotides. The record is from RefSeq and is a predicted model, not a curated record. NCBI's taxonomy places the organism in Eukaryota, Viridiplantae, Streptophyta, Magnoliopsida, Brassicales, Brassicaceae.